GACCUGACUCACCACUUCUCCCUCACCCGAAGCUGAAGCGAGUCGGAGUUUCGUGGACGCGAGCGCCCAAACGUUGAUCCGCACGCUUUUCGGUUGGGGCUCUCGUGUUGUUCGCUAUCGGGGAGAAAGGUGUACGAGAAGGCUUUCCUGGCCGAGGGUUCAUUUUCCGCCACGGUAUCCUCCGUCGGCCAAGGAGAGAUCAUUUGAUGGUUCGAGCUGUGAGACACCCAACGCUUGCAAUUCUCGGUUAUACAUAGACUACCGAAGAAUGAGAUGGAUCUUCACACCAGCCCCCGUAGUUGUGGAGUCAUCGCCGAACGCUGCGAAAACCAAACUGACUCGGGGCCCGAUAGAGUUUAUCAAGCACCAGAACCAAGGCCGAAUUUAGCAACCCAUGCAGCCGAAAACGCUGCCUUAUCACCGCCCGUGCAGUUUAUUUGUGCCAGGCACGGAGCGAAGAAAUAGAACCGCGUUGGUUCCGGAGAGGCCGGUGCCCGGUGGGCAAUGAUAACAUGAUAACAGUAGUACUGAAGAGGCAGAGAACAGUGAAACUACCUGCUGCUUUGAGAGAUGGGCGCGAAGUAGCUCGCUGAUCAGCCUCCUGCAGAUUUUCUCGAAUGUCUUGCACGCGGGGGCGGCGGCCGUGCCUGUCUCUGCAUCGCACUCUCGGGAUCAGAUUCGGCAUGGGCGUCUGGGUUGGAAGAGUGGAGUUGGACUUGU
Messenger RNA from Westerdykella ornata, 720 nucleotides. RefSeq lists its product as uncharacterized. The record is from RefSeq and is a predicted model, not a curated record. The coding region runs from base 274 to 465 and encodes 63 amino acids. NCBI's taxonomy places the organism in Eukaryota, Fungi, Ascomycota, Dothideomycetes, Pleosporales, Sporormiaceae. The transcript is spliced from 2 exons.